GUCCUCACGCUGGCGGCAGAUUGGGAUGGGCCCAACAUCCUGGGCAGCGAGGAGUUCCUGAGCCUGAAGGCUGGCGAACAAGUGAAAGUCAAUGAAUUGUCCCCUGGCGGCGCCUUUCUUCACGGCUCGGUGGUCGGCGCUCGCAGCCUGACUCGGUCAGGAUGGUUUGGCGGCCCUGGCUGCGAGGCUGUGAAGUCGGUGUCCAUCGGAGUUCCCCUGGGCAACGGCUCCGAUGAGGAACUGCCCCUGAGGGGAGGAGGCAAGGCCGGCUCAGGCGGCGGCUUCAACGGGCAGUCCGGCUCUCUUCAAGAUGAGGUCGAGGCCUACGUGGAGCGGAACUGCGUGGACGUCCCAGCUGCCACGCGACUCAGGGAGUUGCCACCGGAGCUGCAGGCAGAGCUCAUUAAAUCCGACAUGACGAAGAGCAUCCGCAACCCGUCUGCGGCGUUGCUGAGUCGCAUCAAUCACCUCGUGAAGGAGGCGCAGUUCAACGAGCCUCCACCACAGGUCGUGUCCCGGGCCGAGGUCCCAGUCAUCCGUGGCAGCGCCGGUCUGAGGACUCAGCCUGUCGAGCGAAGCCGCAGCCCGCCACGGAUGAGGCCGAGCGUGGCCAGCCAGGCCCAUACCCCCUAUCAGCCAAGACUGGGAGAGGCGGGCUCCUGGAUGACGCAGCGCGGCGCCAGCUUGGAUGAGGUCGAGAGCUUCAUCUCGAGACACGGCCUCGACCUCUCUGCUGCAGAGACACUGCGAGCCCUGCCCCCAGAGGAACAGGAGACCAUCGUCACAACGGACCUGACCAACGCACGGAACCCCUCUGCGGUGGUGCUCUCGCGCAUCGAGAGAAUUCACAAAGAGGAGGGCCACCGGCAGCAAGUGGAGGAAUACCUGCAUCGGUACAACGUCGACGAGGAAGCCUCGGCCAUGCUCCGAGCCUUACCUGUGGAUCGCCAGCAGGUCAUCAUCGCCAGCGAGAUGACCAACGCGAACAACAGCUCCUCGGAGCUCGGCGGUGCUCAUCUCGCGGAUCCGGGGAAUCGAGGCCUCCUGUUGUACCCGUAA
This is a messenger RNA of Symbiodinium natans, 1059 nucleotides long. The record is from the annotation of a GenBank genome assembly. Lineage: Eukaryota; Dinophyceae; Suessiales; Symbiodiniaceae.